AUGGCGAAGCUGAUGCAUGAGUUGAAGAGUCCGUCAAGGACACCAGAGGUUGAGUUCACAGAAACAUCAUCUGACAGCCCGUCUCCGGAUAGUCGAGAGGCAGUUGGGUAUGAGAGUGGUUUUGAGAGAGACCUCGACGUAACUCAAGAUGAUUUGCUUGAAGCAAGAGAGGUUGCAUCUACCUUGUCUCUCGAAGAUGUUCACAAAACAAUGAAGAGAGUAUAUACGCUUCAUAAAAGAGACCCCAACUUUCCUCUUUCUGUCAUUAAGAAGAUUGAAGUAUUCCUGGGUAUGGGGCCCAACGAGCAUCCGACUAUCACUUACUCAUAUCAGACAGAUACCGACGAUAUUCUACAACACCCAGAGCGCCAUGAAGCUCUGAUCCAAGAAAUUAAGAUCGAGGCAGCACUCAUCACACACAACUCUCCAUAUGCUGAAGUCAGAGCAAUAGUAAGCAACCGCGAUGACCCCAGCAUGCCGUGCUCCACGAUCCGUGCUUGGCUCGUGGGCAUUAUCUUCUCAUGCGCUGUGUCCUUCAUCAACAGCUUUUUCGAGAUCCGGCAACCAAUGAUCGGUGUCAACACUGUUGUUCCUCAGCUCUUGGCCUAUCCGUUUGGGAAGUUUCUCGAGAAGACUCUUCCUGAUAUUGGUGUUACUGUAUUUGGUGUUCGGCACAGCCUGAAUCCUGGGCCUUUUAAUAAGAAAGAACAUAUGCUGAUCACUAUUAUGUCGAGUAUAUCGAUGGGGACACCGUAUACCAAUUACAUUGUUUGGAUACAGUAUCUUCCAUUCUACUUCAACCAGCCUUACGCGAUAAGCAUCGGGUAUCAACUCCUGCUGGGACUUUCGUCCAAGUUCAUCGGUUACGGCCUCGCUGGUAUCUGCAGACGCUUCCUUAUAUAUCCAUCAUAUUGUCUAUGGCCAACUACAUUAGUGUGUAUUGCUUUAAAUACAGCAUUGCACGACGAAGCCGACAUGGCCGUCCCUGGCCCCUUCAAGAAGAUUUGGAAUACAUCCCGCUUCAAGUUCUUCAGUCUUGCAUUCGGAGCAAUGUUUGCCUACUUUUGGCUUCCCAAUUAUCUUUUCGCCGGCAUGACUUGGUUCAGUUGGAUGACUUGGAUAUCUCCGAAUAACCGGGAUCUAGCAACUAUAACUGGAGGACACACUGGUCUUGGUCUUAAUCCCUUCCCGACAUUCGACUGGAAUAUCGUCACGAUGGGCUGCGACCCUCUCAUGGUGCCAUGCUUUACCACCUUCAACCUUUUCUGCGGUACAAUGUUGUCCUUUUUUGUCAUUCUAGGGGUUUAUUACGGAAACGGCUACUACACGUCUUAUCUCCCUGUCAACUCAAACCGUGCCUUCGACCAUUUUGGUGGGCUAUACAAUGUCUCAGCUAUUCUAGAUGAACGUGGGAUAUUUGAUCCUGAGAAGUACGAGGCAUACUCACCUGCUUUCCUUACAGCAGCUCAUCUAGGAUCAUACAUGAUGUUUUUCGCCAUGUAUACAGCUGCUCUUACUUAUGGUGCGCUUUAUCACCACCAUCAAAUAGUGUUAGGUUUCAAGAGCCUUGUCAACAGCUUUCGAGGUUCAAAGAAGGGAGACAUAGAAGAUGGACAAGUGUUAGAUGCCCACAACCGUCUUAUGAAGACAUACCACGAAGUCCCUGAAUGGUGGUACUUGAUAUGUCUCGCUUUAGCUUUCGUCAUUGGAAUCGUCGGCAUCUCCCAAUGGCCAACGCAUACCACCCCAGCAGUCGUACCCUUUGGUAUCAUUCUGAGUCUCAUAUUUGUUGUACCAGUUGGUAUCAUAUCAGCUACUACGGGCAUUGCUGUCCCGCUCAACGUGAUAGCUGAGUUUCUGGGGGGCUCCUUUGCCGAAGGAAAUGCCAUUGCAUUGUGUUUCUUCAAGACAUUUGGAUACACAGCUUGUGCCCAAGCCAUAUACUUCAGCGCAGACUUGAAGCUGGCACACUACAUGAAGAUACCUCCGCGCUUCACGUUCUGGGCACAAAUGGUACCAACGCUUGUUUCCACCUUCGUCUCUGUUGGGGUUCUACAGUACCAGAUUCACUUAGAAGGCGUUUGUACAACAAAUGCGCCUUACCGCUUCACGUGUCCUGGUCUGAACAACUUCUUCACAGCUGCUGUGCUUUGGGGAACUAUCGGGCCUAAGAAGCUCUUUGGACCUGGGGGCCAGUAUGUCGAGACCCUGGUAGGCUUUCCCUUUGGUGUUGCUUUAGUGUUGCUGUUUUGGUGGCUGGGAAAACGGCACCCAAAUAACAAUAUUAUUCGAAGCACUCACCCUGUUGUUUUCCUCGGGGGUGGUAUGAUUUGGGCGCCGUAUAAUAUCAGCUACAUCUGGCCAGCUGUGCCGAUCGGCUGGUUCUCUUGGAUGUAUAUCAAGAAGCGAUAUCUCGCUUUCUGGGCAAAGGCAGGUUUACAAAUGAGCUAUAUUCAGUGA
Fusarium fujikuroi IMI 58289 is the source of this 2460-nucleotide messenger RNA. Its product is annotated as related to sexual differentiation process protein. Lineage: Eukaryota; Fungi; Ascomycota; Sordariomycetes; Hypocreales; Nectriaceae. The transcript is spliced from 3 exons. Gene Ontology annotation, biological process: transmembrane transport. Gene Ontology annotation, molecular function: oligopeptide transmembrane transporter activity. The record is from RefSeq and is a predicted model, not a curated record. The coding region runs from base 1 to 2460 and encodes 819 amino acids.